AUGGCGGACGCAGAGCUAGAAGAGAUCAGACGAGCUCGCCUCGCGCAACUCCAACAGCAACAAGGAGCACGUGGCGGCCCCGCUGGUCAGGAUGGUGGCGAUCAGGCACAGCAGAGACAACAAGCUGAGGCCGAACGCCGCGCCUCAAUCAUGACCCAGAUCCUCGACCCCGCGGCCGCCGAUCGCCUGGGCCGCAUUCGCCUUGUUAAGGAAUCGCGCGCGACAGACAUCGAGAACCGUCUUAUCAUGCUCGCUCAGUCGGGUCAGCUACGACAGAAGGUGACAGAGGAGCAGCUCAAGGAGCUGUUGGGUGCUGUUGCGGAGAACCAGCGCAAAGAGGAGGAAGAGCAGAAGAUUGUCAUUUCUCGUCGCAAGGGCGGCUGGGAUGACGACGAUGAUCUGCUGGACCUGUGA
Molecule: messenger RNA, 414 nt
Organism: Penicillium canescens
Lineage: Eukaryota; Fungi; Ascomycota; Eurotiomycetes; Eurotiales; Aspergillaceae
Product: DNA-binding protein
Exons: 4
Coding region: 1-414 (137 amino acids)
Cellular component (GO): nucleus; cytosol
Molecular function (GO): DNA binding
Source: RefSeq, a predicted model, not a curated record